This is a messenger RNA of Mobula hypostoma (lesser devil ray), 723 nucleotides long. It is a transcript of the gene sec61b, whose product is annotated as SEC61 translocon subunit beta. Gene Ontology annotation, molecular function: guanyl-nucleotide exchange factor activity. The coding region runs from base 151 to 447 and encodes 98 amino acids. Gene Ontology annotation, biological process: SRP-dependent cotranslational protein targeting to membrane, translocation; post-translational protein targeting to membrane, translocation. The record is from RefSeq and is a predicted model, not a curated record. Gene Ontology annotation, cellular component: Sec61 translocon complex; membrane. Lineage: Eukaryota; Metazoa; Chordata; Chondrichthyes; Myliobatiformes; Myliobatidae. The transcript is spliced from 4 exons.
UCAGGCGACGUGAAGGCUCCCAGGCAGAGGCAGGGGUCCUGAUUAGUGAGUCGUGGCCACUUUCGGCAGCUUGCUUUCGGGCGGUCCGGAUCGGGUCGUCACUCGUACACCGUGUGAGGGAGCCGGGCUCCGACAGACAGCGACGUUAUCAUGCCUGGACCAGCGGCAAGUGCAACAAAUGUUGGUGCCUCCAGCCGAUCACCUAGUAAAGCAGUGGCUCCCCGGGCUGCUGGUGGUGGAUCCACAGUGAGGCAGAGGAAAGCUGCCAAUAGUGCAGUGAGCCGAGCUGGUCGAACUACCUCUACGGGUACAGGGGGAAUGUGGCGAUUCUAUACAGAGGAUUCUCCUGGGCUUAAAGUUGGGCCUGUUCCAGUGCUUGUUAUGAGCCUACUGUUCAUCGCUUCAGUAUUUAUGCUGCACAUCUGGGGCAAGUACACUCGCUCAUAGACCAGACCUCGGCAACUUUCUCCAGUGUCAACUUAAUGUAUUCAUUCAUCCUGGACCAAAUACCUAUUUUUAUGAGAACUGAUUUUUGACACAUUACAUCCUGCUUAUGUAAAUUAAAGUGAAGAUCUUCUAAAGACUGCAUGUGGCACCUCUUCUUUUACUUAUUUCAGUAAGAAGUGUUUGAUUUCUGAAGUCUUUGAAAGUGUCUUUUUGAACUUUGUUUUACAUUUUUGUAAAACAGCUCACUGGUAUUCUCCAUUAAAGAAACAAGUCUUA